ACGAGCGAGUGCCCUGGGUGAAUCAAUGGAAACCCCCUCACGAAGCCGGGAAAACACUUCAGCCGCAGCCAAAUAGCAUUGAUUAUUUUCCUUCACUUCCCUCACCGCCGUGAAUAUAUUUAUUUAUUUUUUUCCAUCUCCACCCCCGACGCCCCGGAGUGAGCGCUGGAGGGAGGGAGGAGGAGGGGGGAAAAAGGAAUCAACACAUCGGAGAAGUCCCUUCCAAGAGCCGCCCCCUCCCCUCCCCGCCUCGCGCUGCUCGGCGGCCGCGGUUCGACUCCCGUCCCUGCUUCCAGCUGAGGUGGUACUGGCUGUCACGCUGAGAUGAACCCCCAGCACUUCUCCGUCUGCCAUGGCCUCCCUUAGCUCAUCCUCUAUUGCUGGCACCUCCCCACCCCCUGGGCACAAUGCCCUGUCCCCACCUCUGGACACCUCUUCCCCCAGCAUCCCCCCUGAUCUUGUCACCAAAGAUUCCACCUCUGAGAGCAUGAGGCCCUCAGAACCAGGGGGACAGCCUCUGGAGUCGGGCUGUGGCCUCAUCCCACCAAAGGAGAUUGGGGAGCCCCAAGAAGAGCCUGGCUGUGGUGGCUUCCCACCAAAGGACCUGGGGGUGGAAGAGGACAAGGAGCAGGAGGAGGAAGGAGGCGGGCUCCCUCCUGUGGACCUAAGCAACCAUUUACUCUUCACAGCUGGCGGUGAGGCCUGCCUUGUGGCCACGCUGUCCCUGCCGGGUGGCAGUCAACUGCUGUUACCAAAGGGCUUCCCCUGGGGUGAGGCGGGCACCAAGGAAGAGCCCAGCCUACCCCACCCGCCCCCUACACACCUCACUGCCCUUCACAUCCAACAUGGCUUUGACCCAAUCCAAGGCUUUAGCUCUUCUGACCAAAUUCUGUCCCAUGAUACCUCAGCGCCAUCUCCGGCCACCUGUGAGGGAAGGGAUGGAGCCUUCUGGAGCUACCAGCUAGCACCAAACCCACCCGGAGAUCCCAAAGAUGGCCCCAUUGGGAGCAGGGGGGGAGACCACCGGGCACUGUUCUGGCUCUGCCUCCUGUGCCGCCUGGGUUUCAGCCAGUCCCAGGCCUUCGUGGGUCAUACACAGUCUCAUGGGGUGAAGCUAACCUCUGCUCAACACCAGGGCCUACCAGGCAACCCAGCUGUGCUCCAGGAGGGGGAGGAGGGCUGCGUGGCCCUCCUAAGCUUCCUGGAACCAAAACCACCUGCUUGCCCCCCUUCAGAAAUGCCCCUUGACAACAGCAGCACAGGGAGCCUGGAGGCGAAUGUAGCCCAGACUGAGGAUGGCUGCCCUGAGGCAGAAACCCAGGCCCUAGUUCUGCCUACAGAAGACGUCAUAACCCUCAGUCCGCCUUCCCCAUCCGCUACCCCAGCCACCUGGGGUCCCAGCCCAACCCAAGCCAAAGAAUCACCAACGGCAGCAGGGGAGGCAGGCCCAGAUUGGUUCCCCGAGGGGCAAGAAGAGGAUGGAGGGCUCUGCCCCCCACUUAACCAAAGCUCACCCACCUGCAAGGAGGGGGGCACUCUCCCCGUCCCAGUGGGCUCCCCCGAAGACCCCAGUGACCCACCCCAGCCCUACCGCCUAGCCGAGGACUACACCCCAGCCCCCGCAGCCUUCCAGGGCCUCAGCCUGUCCAGCCACAUGUCUCUGCUUCAUUCGCGCAAUUCCUGCAAGACGCUCAAGUGUCCCAAGUGCAACUGGCACUACAAGUACCAGCAGACCCUGGAUGUGCACAUGCGGGAGAAGCACCCUGAGAGCAACAGUCACUGCAGCUACUGCAGCGCUGGGGGCGCCCACCCCCGCCUGGCGCGGGGAGAGAGCUACAACUGUGGCUACAAGCCCUACCGCUGCGACAUCUGCAACUACUCCACCACCACCAAGGGCAACCUCAGCAUCCACAUGCAGUCUGACAAGCACCUGGCCAACCUGCAGGGCUUCCAGGCCGGGCCCGGUGGGCAGGGAAGCCCCCCAGAGGCACCGCUUCCGCCCUGCUCUGGGGACAAGGAACCCAAGACCAAAUCGUCCUGGCAGUGCAAGGUGUGCAGCUAUGAGACCAACAUCUCUCGCAACCUGCGCAUCCACAUGACCUCUGAGAAGCACAUGCAGAAUGUCCUCAUGCUCCACCAGGGGCUGCCGCUGGGCCUGCCACCUGGGCUUGUGGGGCCAAGCCCUCCGCCCCCAACAGGUGCCCCUGCCACUCCGCCUGAACUCUUCCAGUACUUCGGGCCCCAGGCCUUAGGGCAGCCCCAGGCUCCCUUGCCUGGCCCUGGGCUGAGGCCAGACAAGCCCCUGGAAUCCCAGCUGCUUCUCAACGGCUUCCACCAUCUCGGAGCGCCUGCCCGAAGGUUCCCCACGCCUGGCCCUGGCAGCUUCUCCCCGGACGCCCACCUGCCUCAAAGUCAGCUCCUGGGCUCCUUGUCCGAGGGCCUGCCCACCUCGCCGCCCCCAGAUGACAGCCCAUCUCUGAAGGUGUUCCGCUGCCUGGUGUGCCAGGCCUUCAGCACAGACAACCUGGAGCUGCUGCUCUACCACUGCAGCAUGGGCCGCAGCCUCCCGGAGGCCGAAUGGAAGGAGGUGGCCGGUGACACCCACCGCUGCAAGCUCUGCUGCUAUGGCACCCAGCUCAAGGCCAACUUCCAACUCCACCUCAAGACCGACAAACAUGCUCAGAAGUACCAGCUGGCAGCCCACCUGAGGGAGGGCAGUGGGGCUACGGGCACUCUCUCCCCCAUGCCCCUGGGAGAUGGGACUCCUUAUGGGUCUGUGCCCCCCCUGCACCUGCGCUGCAACAUCUGUGACUUCGAGUCCAACAGCAAGGAGAAGAUGCAGCUACAUGCCCGGGGGGCAGCCCACGAGGAAAACAGCCAGGUCUACAAGUUUCUUCUGGAGAUGGAGGGGGCAGCGGCAGGGGCAGAGCUGGGACUGUUCCGCUGCCUGCUGUGUGCCUGGGAGACGCCCUCCCGCCUGGCCCUGCUGCAGCACCUGCGAGCACCCGCCCACCGCGAUGCCCAGGCCCAGCGGCGCCUGCAGCUGCUACAGAGUGGCCCGGCGGCCGAGGAAGGGCUCUCAGCUCUUCAGAGCAUCCUUAGCUUCAGCCAUGGGCAGCUCCGGACUCCAGGGAAGGCUCCUGUUGCCCCCUUAGCUGAGCCACCCACCCCUGAGAAAGAUGCCCAGAAUAAGACAGAACAAUUAGCUUCUGAAGAGGCAGAGAACAAGACCGGUCCUCCUGGAGACAGUGCCAACCAGACCACGGUGUACUGCUGUCCAUACUGCAGCUUCCUGAGCCCAGAGUCAGAGCAGGUGAGGGCUCAUGCGCUCUCCCAUCAUGCAGUGCAGCCUAAGUACAGGUGCCCGCUGUGCCAGGAGCAGCUGGUGGGCCGGCCUGCCCUGCACUUCCACCUUAGCCACCUUCACAACGUGGUGCCUGAGUGUGUUGAGAAGCUGCUGCUUGUGGCCACAACGGUAGAGAUGACCUUUGUGACCAAAGUGCUGCCUGGGCCCUCUCUCAGCCCUCUGGGGGAUGGCCCAGUGCCCCUGGCUCCCGGGCCAGAGCCUGCACCCGGCAGAGACCAGGCAGCAGAAGGCCCUCAACCGCCUCCAGAAGCCAGUCCUGGUCCUCUUCCUGAGCCGCCCCUGCCCUCAGCCGAGGCCCCAGACAAGCCCACAGGAAGCCCUGACCAACCCCCUUCUCCAGCCCCAUCUCCAGCCCCUCGACCUGAUGCCCAGGCUGAAGAAAUGGCUGCUCUGCCCCUCAUGGCUGAGGAGGAAGAGGGAACUGCUGGGGAGCCCCGCCCUGCAGAACCAGCUCCAGCGGACUCGCGCCCAGCUCUGACCUAUCGGAAGACCACCAACUUUGCACUGGACAAGUUCCUUGACCCUGCCCGGCCCUAUAAGUGCACUGUGUGUAAAGAGUCCUUCACACAGAAGAAUAUCCUCCUGGUCCAUUAUAACUCUGUGUCCCACCUGCACAAGAUGAAGAAAGCUGCCAUUGACCCCUCUGGCCCUGCCCGGGGAGAGGCUGGCUCAGCGCCUGCCACCACUGCGGCCACAGACAAGCCCUUUAAGUGCACGGUCUGCCGCGUCUCCUACAACCAGAGCUCCACCCUGGAGAUCCACAUGCGCUCAGUUCUGCACCAGACUCGCUCACGGGGGGCCAAGACUGAUGCCAAGGCUGAGGGGCCAGAGCGUGGCCAAGAAGAGUCCAAAGAAGGCGAGACUGAGGGGGAGACGGGCACUGAGAAGAAGGGCCCUGACCCCAGCGGCUUCAUAUCUGGGUUGCCCUUCCUGUCCCCUCCUCCCCCUCCCUUGGACCUGCACCGAUUCCCAGCCCCUCUCUUCACCCCGCCGGUCCUGCCCCCCUUCCCUUUGGUGCCCGAAUCACUACUUAAGCUCCAGCAGCAACAGUUGCUCCUGCCCUUCUACCUCCAUGACCUCAAGGUGGGGCCCAAGCUGGCACUGGCUGGGCCUGCACCCCUGCUGUCCCUGCCAGCUGCCGCCCCUCUGCCCCCACCUCCACCCCCAAAGGCUGAGCUGGCUGAGCGGGAAUGGGAGCAGCCCCCCAUAGCUGAAGAGGGAACUGAGGCAGGGACAGCCUCACCCCCCGAACCAACACCCAACGAGGCAGCCCACACUGCAGCCAAAGCCCUUCUGGAAAACUUUGGUUUUGAGCUGGUGAUUCAGUACAAUGAAGGGAAGCAGGCUGUGCCCCCUCCUCCCACCCCACCCCCUCCAGAGGCCCUGGGGGGUGGGGAGAAGCUGGCCUGCAGGGCCUGUGGGAAACUCUUCUCUAAUAUGCUCAUCCUCAAGACACACGAGGAGCAUGUCCACCGCCGCUUUCUGCCCUUUGAGGCCCUGAGCCGUUAUGCUGCUCAGUUUCGAAAGAGCUAUGAUAGCCUCUACCCGCCCCCUGCAGAGCCCCCCAAACCUCCUGAUGGGUCUCUGGAUUCGCCUGCUCCCCAACUGGGUCUGCCCUUCCUGGUGCCAGAGCCCGAGACAGAGGUGGCCCAUCCCGCUGAGGAGCGAAGCCGGGCGGGACACUGGCCCCCAGAGGAGGAAGACAACGCCAGAGGGAAUCUUCCUCCCCUGCUGCCUGCAGGCCGCCGAUUCUCCAGAACCAAGUUCACAGAGUUCCAGACGCAAGCCCUGCAGUCUUUCUUUGAGACCAGUGCCUACCCCAAGGAUGGAGAGGUGGAGCGGCUUGCAAGUCUCUUGGGCCUGGCUAGCCGUGUGGUGGUAGUGUGGUUCCAGAAUGCCCGCCAGAAAGCACGCAAAAAUGCCAGCGAGGGCGGGCCUGCACCAACCGCGGGAGGCACAGGGGGAGUCUCUGGCUGCAGGCGCUGCCACACCGCCUUCUCCUGUGUUUUUGAGUUGGUGCGACACCUUAAGAAAUGCUAUGAUGACCAGCCCCUGGAAGAGGAAGAGGCAGAGAGAGGGGAAGAGGAGGAGGAAGCAGAGGAGGAAGAUGCAGAGGAGGAGCAGGGCCCGGAACCCCCAAAAGGUCCCAAGGGCCCAUCACCAGAACCUCCAGACAGGGAAGAGCUGAGCCAAGCAGAAGCAACAAAGCCAGAAGGCAGAGAGCCUGAAGGGAGGGCUUCUCCCUCACCUGCCCCAGCCCACACCUGUGACCAAUGCGCCAUGUCUUUCUCCAGCCAGGACCUCCUGACCAGUCACCGCCGACUACAUUUCCUGCCAUCUGCGCAGCCCGGUGCUGCCUCCCACCUCCUAGAUCUACCCUUGCUGGUGUUUGGGGAGCGAAACCCCCUGGUGGCAGGCGCUCCACCAGUGCCAGGGCCACCCCUCAAACGGAAGCACGAGGAUGGUAGCUUGUCUCCCACGGGCAGUGAAGCAGGGGGUGGAGGGGAAGGUGAGCCCCCCAGGGACAAGCGCCUGCGUACCACCAUCCUGCCCGAGCAGCUGGAGAUCCUGUACCGCUGGUACAUGCAGGACUCCAACCCAACACGCAAGAUGCUGGACUGCAUCUCCGAGGAGGUGGGGCUCAAAAAGCGGGUGGUGCAGGUCUGGUUCCAGAAUACCAGGGCCCGAGAGAGGAAAGGCCAGUUUCGAAGCACCCCUGGGGGAGUGCCCAAUCCAGCGGUCAAGCCCCCUGUCACACCCACCCCUGCACCCUUCCCCAAGUUCAACCUCUUGUUGGGCAAGGUGGAUGAUGGGACUGGGAGGGAGGCCCCCAAGAGAGAAGCACCUGCUUUUCCCUACCCCACGGUCACCCCGACUGCAGGGCCCCUGCCUUUCCUGCCUCCUGGGAAAGAGGCCGCCAUCCCAACACCAGAGCCACCUCUACCUCUCCCUCCUCCCCUUCCCCCCAGUGAGGAUGACGGCCCAGAGGAACCCACAAAAGCUUCUCCAGAGAGUGAGGCUUGCAGUCCAUCUGCAGGAGAUCUAAGCGAUUCGUCUGCUUCCAGCCUGGCUGAACCAGAAUCCCCUGGGGCUGGAGGGACCAGUGGGGGACCGGGUGGGGCUGGGGUUACAGAUGGGAUGGGGCAGCGGCGCUAUAGGACCCAGAUGAGCAGCCUGCAGCUGAAGAUCAUGAAAGCCUGUUAUGAAGCCUACCGCACCCCCACCAUGCAGGAGUGUGAGGUGCUGGGGGAGGAGAUUGGGCUGCCCAAGAGAGUCAUCCAAGUCUGGUUCCAGAAUGCUCGUGCCAAGGAAAAGAAAGCCAAACUGCAGGGGGCAGCAGCUGGCGGGGCUGGGGGCAGCAGCGAGGGCCCCUCGGGAGCCCAGCGCACUGACUGUCCCUACUGUGAUGUCAAGUAUGAUUUCUAUGUCUCCUGCCGAGGCCAUCUCUUUUCCCGCCAGCACCUGGCCAAACUCAAGGAGGCGGUCCAAGCCCAGCUGAAGAGUGAAAGCAAGUGCUAUGACUUGGUUCCAGCACCUGAGGCAUCUCCGGCUCCCAAGGCCCCACCUGCCACCACACCUGCCUCUAUGCCCCUGGGGGCUGCCCCAGCCCUGCCUCGCUUGGCCCCAGUCCUCCUGCCCGGCCCAGCUCUGGCCCAGCCCCCCUUGGGCAGCCUAGCUCCUUUCAAUUCAGGCCCUGCAGCCUCCUCAGGCCUCCUUGGCCUCGCCACUUCGGUUCUGCCUGCUACCACAAUGGUCCAGACUGCUGGCCCAGGCUGCCCCUUACCUCAGAGAUCUGUGCCCGACCAAACCAACACCUCCACGGCAGGCACCACUGACCCUGCCCCAGGCCCGCCUACUGAGCCCUCUGGGGAUAAGGUCUCUGGUGAGCGAAAACCAAUUGCAGCCCCCACCAACUCCUCCACUGAUGCCCUCAAGAACCUCAAAGCAUUGAAGGCCACUGUCCCAGCCCUGUUGGGGGGCCAGUUCCUGCCCUUCCCACUGCCCCCUGCAGGAGGGGCCACACCACCAGCUGUCUUUGGCCCCCAGUUACAGGGAGCCUACUUCCAACAGCUUUAUGGCAUGAAGAAGGGGCUAUUUCCAAUGAACCCCGUGAUACCUCAGACCCUCAUCGGACUACUCCCCAGUGCCCUCCUCCAGUCACCACCCCAGCCCCCUGAGCCCACAGCCACAGCACCUCCAAAGCCUCCUGACCUGCCCGCUCCAGGGGAGGGGGAGACCGGGGAGGCGGACGAGCUGCUGACAGGCAGCCCUGGCAUCUCCACCGUGGACGUGACCCACCGCUACCUGUGCCGCCAGUGCAAGAUGGCAUUUGACGGGGAGGCUCUAGCCACUGCUCAUCAGAGAUCCUUCUGUUUCUUUGGGCGGGGUCCUGGGGGUUCCAUGCCCCCCCCACUUCGGGUGCCCAUCUGCACUUACCACUGCCUGGCAUGUGAGGUGCUGCUGAGUGGGCGUGAAGCCCUGGCCUCCCACCUGCGCUCCUCGGCCCACAGGCGAAAGGCGGCCCCACCCCCCGGGGGCCCACCCAUCAUCGUCACCAACGCCGCCACUGCCGCCACCGCUGCCGUGGCUUUUGCCAAAGAGGAAGCAAGAUUACCUCACACGGACUCCAACCCCAAAACUACUACUACCUCUACACUUCUAGCUUUAUAAACAGAUAAAAGAUAAACCAAGAUCUGGGAGGGAGGGCCUCAGGGCUCCCUCUCUUACCCCAAGGGGUGUUUGGUGGGAGCUCAAAUCCCUCUCCCCAACCUUUAGCUCGCCCACCUCCUGGGAAUCUCAAUUCCCACCCUCAGUGGGCUUCACACACCCACUUCUAGCAGAGUCCUGCCUCCUCCCCUGCCCAGACACACACCUCCACUCCUCCUUGCCCUGUGACUUCAGACAUCCUCAUCUUGUCAUCCUUAUUAUUCACUCAUGUCUGCUCUGCUCAGCAUACACAGAAUCUGUCCCUGAUCUAUCUUCCUACAACUUUUUCCCGCUGAAUUCCCAGUCACAUCCCAGCUCCUAUAAACACACACACGAGUACAUGUUCUCCCGUGCUGUUCCACUGAGAAAACACCAAAAAGAAGGAAAAGAAGAAGAAAAAGAAGAAGAAGAAGAAAGAAAGAAAGAAAGAAAGAAAGAAAGAAAGGAAGAAAGAAAGAAAGAAAGAAAAAGGAAACCCCAAGACAGAGAAGGGGAAGGAAAAUAAACUGUCGCUCCCCCUUCUUCCUGCCCCCUUGUCUAGAGCACCAUCUGCUCAAAAACUUUCCAAAUACCCAGUUGGCUCCCAAUGUUGGAGCCUGGGAUGGGCAGGGAGCCCACAAAACUAACCAAACUUUAGGUUGGCGGGGAGAAGUGCUCCCAGCUCACUCUCCUCACAUCCCUCCCAACCUCCUUGUCUGGCAGGGGAGCCCGUGGCCUGGACUCCAGGGGAAGCGGCCACCAGGGAUCCCUCUGCCAACCCCCACCCUGCACCCUGAGAACUGCAGUAACUUAUUCUCAAAGGCUUUAAACACAGAGAUCCUCUCAGCAGCCGUGGGCCUGCCCCUUGUCCCAGCCCUGCCAUGUGGGGGUCCAGCCUCUGGGACCGGCGCUGCCCACCAACGGCAAAUCCAAAGUUCUUUAAAAAACAAAACAAAAACUGAAACACACACACAACCAAAAAAGAGAAAGCGCACACAUGUGCACAGGAGUGAGAGAUGGAGAGGAAUGAACUAAAAAGAAACAAACUUGGAAAAUACGGAAAAAAAAGAAAAAAAAAACCUGAAAACUCUCCCAUCAAACAAGUGGUUUUUUUCCUGUUUGUGUCGCCUCCCCCCAUUUUAAGGGUUUCUUUAAAGCACCUCAUCUUUGGAAGGUCAUAUGGCUUUAAGACCUUGCAUGGGUACAGUGACCCUGGGGACAAAGUAGUGCAGCUUUGCCCUGGUCAUGUGGGGUCGGGGCACUGGAGAUGGGGAGACACAUCCUUGCCCCUGAACUGAGUAUUUGUCAGGAGAGGUAACAUCCCCCAUCCCCAGAUGUGGGUCAGAAAAGCCGACGCUGCCAAAAAUAUCUUGGUAGUGUCAGGAAGAAAGGGGUGGACGGGCAGUUGAUUUCUGAGUCUUGGGUAUGCUUCCUUUUCAUGUAGCUAAUCACCAUUUCUCAUUCACAACUUUCAUAAACCCCUACUCCUUUUCCCCUCCCUAGUGGCCCUUUCAUAUUUUGGUCACUUCUUAAACCUCCUUGCCUUUGGGGACCCUUGUUCCCCAUCUGUUUUCUUCCCCCCUGUAUGCCCUGGCACCUGUUCCCUUCAGCCCGGCCCCUCCAGUAAGCAGCAUCUGCUGGGAGCACCCCCAAAGGAGUCAGUGUCUGUGAGCCCCAUGGGGGCCAGAGCAUGACUGCAGGGUGAUAGGUGGGCAAGGAGGUGACUAAGCACAGGUGAAUCUCUGAUAGGGUGAUGUCACCAAGAGGAAUGAGCUGGGACAGGUUCCCCAACUCUAUCCCAAUUUUCUCUGUAAUCAUCAGGUGGUAAGUGCAGCAACCCCAAAGCCCAGCUAAAGUGAAAUAGGGUGGAGAAGCAGGUAUUUUAUUUUAGCACAGAAAAACCCCCAAAGCUUUCCCAGUCUUACAGAUUGUGUCUCCUACUACCCUUGCCCCUAAGAACACCCCUUGCAAGGGAGCCUGCUUCCAGACUCUCCUUCCGGCUUCCUCCGCUCCGAUUCUCCGUUUCAGAUGCACACACACAUUCAGCCAGCCCUGUAUUUGGAUUUCCCAGUCUGUCACUCCACUCUGUGGACAUGUUAAUACCGAAGCAGUGGCUUAUAUGCAGAAAAGACGGAAGGGGAGAGGAGGAAGGAAAAUGGCUGUCCUUAGUCCCUGUCCCCUUCAUUUCUCAAAUUAAAAGCUCCAAUGCUAACAAACCAGGGCGGGGUGGAAUUAUUCUGACGAUGCCAAAAAUGCCAGUUAUAAAUGCAGGCGGGAGGAUAGAACUGGCCUACUGUGGUCUUGCUCUAGCUGCCCUUCUCUCACCUCUCAACAUCUCGCAUCCUUCCCUUCCUCCCUACCCCUUUUCUCUCCUGUUGAAAUUCUGUGUAUAAAACUAUUUUCUUAGCAGCAUGUGUAUGAAGAAACUUUUUCACUCUUUGCUUUCUGGGAAUGUGACUUAUGUAUAAAAGUUGAAAACAAACAAAAAAAAUUUUUUGAAGAAUAGGAAGAAAAGAGGAAACAUUUUAAAGAAAACCUUGGCAAGACCUGGCAUGGGAUGAUGAGAGUUGUGCUGGCGUGCACUUUAGGGACUUGCAGCCAGCAUAGCUUGGCUUUAGUUAGAACAAGGAAUGUGUUCACCAGGAGUUAAUAUAGCCAGAAAUCCCUCCUCCUCCGGCCCCCCAACAUCAUCUUUUACGCCCAGAUACCCUGGCCUGGAGAUACUAGGGACACUCCCAAUUGUAGACAGGAGCAGCUGUCCUUACCAGGAACAGUGACUUGGGGGACAAGAGCCUGGCUGCCUCUGCUGACUUGGGUCAGUCAUCAUGCUUCUGGAGGGUACACCACUCCACAUUUCCAGUGGCUGGAAGCAUUCCCCCCACCCCUUUCUCAGACCAGGAGGCCUCAGCACUCCCACUCCAGAGAUGCGCAGUGAGCGAUUCUGAUGGACAGAAGGCUGAGUGAGCACAGCCCUAUGCAGAAUGCUAGAAGUGAACACCUAGGCCAAAUCGUGUUGCUUCUGUGCAGUAGGAAACCCAACUCAAGCACCUGACACAGCAACACCUAUUUUGUAGAUAAUGUCACAGCCCUAAAGUGAGCCUGAAUUGGUGGUUCCUAAGAUUGGUCUUCCACAGCUUGUGGCAUAAGCCUAGGGUUUUUGACAUAGUGGGUCCUAAAACAUCAAACUUCUGGUCCACUCUAUUUACUGCCAGAGUCAGUUCCAGAAGACGGGGUGGACAUGUUCUUGGCUGUCUUUGCUCUAAAUCAGUCUGGGUAGGGAUGGCUUAAGGUGCCCAACUCUCAAGUGGGAACAAAAUCAAACUUGUCUGCAGAAGAAUAUGAAAAUCUGAAGCCUUUGUGGCCAAAUGGGGCAGAAUCUGAAAUAAGACCACAAACAGACACCUGUUCUUCCCCGACCCUCUAGCCUGAGUGGACUUAUGAAGCAUGCACAAGAACGAAAAAAGCCAAUUAUUCCAGGCAUAAUAGCACCUACCUCCUUACUUCCUUGUAUUUGUUCCUUAACCACUUUCAGGGCUUAUAGACCAGAUCACUGAUUCCCCAAAUCGUCACCACCCUGAUCUGCUUUAAGAGACAUUCAUUCAGGCAAUCACUCAGUCACCCCUGUGUAAUAUUCACACCUGAAGUACAGAGCUCUGUGUAUGUCACUGCCCCAACAAAACAAGCAAGCACACCCUCAGGUACAGCAGCAGAACCGUGUAGAGAGAGCUGCAGGGAUACCCACAAAUGUAGCAAGUAUAGGCCUCAAGGGCACAAGGGACAUGUCCCAGACCCAUCACCAACACUCCCCUAAGUAGAAACACCCCCCAAUACAUAUUAAUUUUCUUCACACAACAGUAGGUAGGAAAAGCUUAUACACAAGAAAGUGUAACGUGCCAGGAAAAGUAACCAAAUGUUGAACAUUAAUCCAUGGGGCAAGGACCUUACAUUCCUUUGGAGUGUGACACUAGGGAGGGAAGGGAAGUAGAAAUCAAGAGGAACCUUUGGGGAAAACUUACAUGCAACACCGGCGUAAACUGGGCCAGGUGCCAGGGAGCAUUUCUCUCCAGGUUGUGGUGGGGAGCUCAAACCACGAGUGGGGAGCAAUAGUGAGAAACUUGUAAGCCAGGAGGAUGACGUUUCUAGAGGACUGAGUAAGGAAGAAAUGCCCCCAAUACCAAGAAAGCUCUUGCUACAACAAAGGUUUAGACUCCACCCUAG
Messenger RNA from Myotis myotis, 12271 nucleotides. It is a transcript of the gene ZFHX2, whose product is annotated as zinc finger homeobox 2. Bases 353 to 8038 code for a protein of 2561 amino acids. Gene Ontology annotation, biological process: regulation of transcription by RNA polymerase II; regulation of neuron differentiation; brain development. NCBI's taxonomy places the organism in Eukaryota, Metazoa, Chordata, Mammalia, Chiroptera, Vespertilionidae. The transcript is spliced from 10 exons. The record is from RefSeq and is a predicted model, not a curated record. Gene Ontology annotation, molecular function: RNA polymerase II cis-regulatory region sequence-specific DNA binding; zinc ion binding; DNA-binding transcription factor activity, RNA polymerase II-specific. Gene Ontology annotation, cellular component: nucleus.